GCAUUGCUCGAUCGACGCUUCUGCUAAUAAUAAUAUGAUGUAUAUUCUCCUCUUUCCAUUAGAACGAACAGACCAACAGCCACACUCAAAGUGUUGAUUCUUCCACAAUUGUCUCCGUAAUCCCUAGAAAAAUGGAGAUCGAUCCUCCCGCAUCUAACGGGAAUCCCUCCGCGCCGGCAGGCAGCGCUGCCGUCGCGGCGGUCGCCUCCGCCGCUGCCGCAGCUGCACCCGCCGCCUCCAAGAUGACGCAGCUGACGGAAUCGCUGAAGCUGGAGCACCAGUUCCUCAGAGUGCCGUUCGAGCACUACAAGAAGUCGAUCCGCGCCAACCACCGCGUCGUUGAGAAGGAGGUGUCCUCCGUCAUCUCCGGCGUCGGCGAGGUCGCCGACUCAGCUGACGUGUCGCGCGAUGAAGCCGUCGAUCGCCUGAGCUCGCUUGUCUCCAGGCUGCAAGGCCUCAAGAGGAAGUUGGAAGAGGAAAGUCGGACAGAGCACUUGCAAGCACAAAGAUGCCGAGCUCGACUUGAUCACUUGGAAUCAGCAGACUCAGAGAAUUUAUCAGAUUGGAACAAUACAAGAUUGAAGCGGAUUCUUGUAGAUUACAUGUUGCGAAUGUCUUACUAUGACACUGCAGUGAAACUUGCAGAGACCAGUAAUAUACAGGAUCUUGUUGAUUUGGACGUAUUUCAAGAAGCAAAAAGAGUUAUCGAUGCCCUUCAGAAUAAGGAAGUUGGUCCGGCACUAGCUUGGUGUGCUGAAAACAAGGCAAGAUUGAAGAAAUCCAAAAGUGUAUUCGAAUUUCAAUUGAGACUCCAAGAAUUUAUAGAAUUGGUCAGAGCAGAGAAUUAUACACGAGCUAUUGCAUAUGCUCGUAAGUACCUUGCACCAUGGGGAGCUACCCAUAUGAAAGAAGUGCAACGAGUUAUGGCUACCUUGGCAUUCAAGAGUAGCACUGAAUGUGCAACCUAUAAGGUUUUAUUUGAACCUAAGCAGUGGGAAUUGCUGGUGGACCUAUUCAAACAGGAAUUCUGCAGAUUAUAUGGCAUGACUGUUGAGCCUUUGUUAAAUAUAUAUUUGCAAGCAGGAUUAUCUGCUCUCAAAACACCAUACUGUUAUGAGGAUGAUUGCUCCAAGGAGGACCCACUGUCACAAGAAAGUUUCAGGAAGCUAGCGAUGCCAUUGCCAUACUCCAAGCAGCAUCAUUCGAAGCUUGUAUGUUACAUAACAAAAGAGCUCAUGGACACGGAAAAUCCUCCAUUGGUUCUACCUAACGGUUAUGUCUACAGCACCAAGGCUCUUGAAGAGAUGGCGAAGCAGAAUGACGGUAAAAUUACUUGUCCACGGUCAGGGUUGGUCUGCAACUACACAGAUUUAGUUAAAGCGUACAUCUCUUAGCCUAUCUAUUUGCCUUUUACUCUGCCUCCUCCCGUAGUCGUGGUCUGUACAUAAGCACAGAACUCUUCAUGUUUACCUGUUGUUUUAGUUUCUUUCCAAUAAUGUAUCGAUUCAAGUAAAUGUAAUAAGUAAGAUUCCGAAAUUUUUUUUUUUUUCAAUAAUGGAUUUGGUCUGUGUAUUGAACACCGCAAUGUGCACACUUUCACUGCAGGUGAAAGUAUAGUUUAUCGAGCA
Punica granatum (pomegranate) is the source of this 1628-nucleotide messenger RNA. NCBI's taxonomy places the organism in Eukaryota, Viridiplantae, Streptophyta, Magnoliopsida, Myrtales, Lythraceae. The record is from RefSeq and is a predicted model, not a curated record.